CUCUCUCUCUCUCUCCCUAUUCUAUUCUCUCUCAUCAUCUAUAACCUCUCUUUCCAGAUAGCAAUUACGUUUCACACAACAAAAUCAGUUUAUCCAUUUUCAUUUUACACUCUUUCCAACAAAUCUUGUGCAGAUUUUCAGUAGAAACCAAACCAACUGAAAAAAUUCGAGUGAAGAAAAAAAAUGUCAGGUGUAAUCGGUCCAACAAGUGACGUAAGUCUCCCUAGAGAAGAACCGAACGAAUCGGAAAUAAGCAACGCCGCCAUGAAGACCACAAAAAAGGUAACCUCCUCCCGCCGGAGUUUCUUCACUUUCCGGCAUCUAAACGUUCUCGCGGUGGCGAUACUUCUCUCCGCCGGCGGCAUGGUGAGCGCCGAGGACAUCGCAUUCGUCCUCUUCUCCGUAUUCUACAUUUACUUCCUAUCGAAAGUCGCGUUUCCACCCACUUCUUCACGCUCCGAGCCCCCGGUUUUCGGGGAGAAGAACACGAUUUUAGGAAUCUACGUCCUCGUGGCGGCGGUGAUAGGUUUGCUCCUCCCAAUUGCUUACAUCCUGGAAGGUAUAUUCGAGGGGGAAAAGGAUGAAAUCAAGGCGGCGGCGCCGCACGUGUUCCUAUUAGCUAGCCAAGUUUUCAUGGAGGGGCUGUCGUUCUCCGGCGAAUUCUCGCUGCCGAUUCGCGUAUUCGUGCCGGUGUUCUACAAUUCGAAGAGGAUUUUCACCAUUGUUGAGUGGCUGAGGAGUGAGAUUACAAAGGGGGCGGGUGUGGAGUACGGAGGGAGAAGCGCGUGGAGAUUGGACGUGGGGAGAGGUCUCGCCGUUGCUAAUAUGGGCUUUUGGUGCUUCAAUUUGUUUGGGUUUUUGUUGCCUGUUUUUCUACCAAAGGCUUUCAAAAUUUAUUAUCACUCCAUCAGCAAAAUUAAGGACUGAUUUUGUUAUUCAAGAAUUAAGGCCCAUAGAGAAUUUGGUCUGGCCCAAUAUCUGUUAUGGUUUAUUCAAAAAAUUAAGAAAUAUCUAUAAUUUAAAUAA
This is a messenger RNA of Erythranthe guttata (spotted monkey flower), 1026 nucleotides long. RefSeq lists its product as uncharacterized. The record is from RefSeq and is a predicted model, not a curated record. NCBI's taxonomy places the organism in Eukaryota, Viridiplantae, Streptophyta, Magnoliopsida, Lamiales, Phrymaceae.